CUACGAUCAAGAAUCCUCACCGGAGAAAGGUUAUUGUAGGAUCGUAAGAGCACUAGAGAAUGGUGCUUCUGCCUGCUUUCUUGGACGGGUUGGCGAGAAGUGUAUCGAUGAAGAAAGGAAAAUAUAUAUCAGAAGAUGAAGAUGGAGGCAGAGAGAUUGCAAAAACGUUGAUGAAAGAUGCCAAGAAGAACUCGACUUUGCUUGGUUCAUCAGGCUUUGUUAACUCAGAAACUUCAAAAAGAUUCACCUCUAUUUGUUCUAAUAGAGGUGAGAAAGGAAUCAACCAAGACCGUGCCAUUGUUUGGGAGGGGUUUGGGUGCCAAGAAGACAUAACAUUUUGUGGGAUGUUCGAUGGACAUGGACCAUGGGGACAUGUGAUAACCAAAAGAGUAAAAAAGUUAUUUCCAUCUUCACUACUUUGCCAAUGGCAACAAACUCUUGCAUCUUUAUCAUCUUCUCCGGAAUGUUUCUCUCCGUUUGAUAUAUGGAAGCAAUCUUGCCUGAAAACAUUCUCCCUCAUCGAUCUUGAUCUCAAGAUCCAUCCUUCCAUUGAUUCUUACUGCAGCGGCUGCACCGCUCUCACCGCUGUCUUGCAGGUACAUAUCUAUCUUAUAGAUUUUAUGGCCUAA
Messenger RNA from Eruca vesicaria subsp. sativa (arugula), 629 nucleotides. Lineage: Eukaryota; Viridiplantae; Streptophyta; Magnoliopsida; Brassicales; Brassicaceae. The record is from the annotation of a GenBank genome assembly.